AUGUCCGCCGAUCCUAGAUACUGGUAUGACAUCAGUGGCGAAGAAGCAAAAAGUAUCGAUGGAUACCUUAAUUCGACUUCUUCUUGGGUCUCUCCGGAGGAUUUUGAUCACAAGGAGCAUUUAAUAGACAAUUGGAAAGGUGGAUCUAGCGCUAUAUCGCUGCUAUUUGAUAAUGUACAGACUCUUAAGCCUAGAGAGUGGCUCAACGAUAUUAUCAUAUCGUUUUAUCUGAAACUGAUCGUUGAUGAUCGUCAUGGUUCAAUUUUUUCCCUCGGUCCGCAUUUCAAUUCUCACAUCUACGUACAAGAGAGGGAACAGAGAAUCCAAAAAAUCAAACAUUUGGCUAGAUCACCAUUUAGUUUCGAUGUAUGGCUGUGGCCGGUCCAUGUUAACAAAAUACACUGGGCGGCUGUAGCGGCAUAUCCAGCCGAGCAUAUUGUCCUGAUCUAUGAUUCGAGUGGUCAAACAAUAGCUGACUCGCGAAGGUACGGCCUGGAGCUAAUAGAAUGGGCCAGUAUGGCAUGGACUCACUUUCAUCCCCAGAUUUCGGUCAAAGAACAGAUGAGUCUUUGGGAGAUAGGUAUCAUUGAAACCGGCCCUAUCCAGUCCGACGCGGUUAAUUGCGGUAUAUACUGCUGUCAAACCUUGUUGGAGCUUUCGAAGGGUAUACCCGAAAACGAUCAGCAUAUAUGGAAGUGGUUGGAUGCAGGAUGUGAUAAUAUAAGGAAGGUUAUGAUUGAGGAAUUGGCUCAGCAAAAGCUGAGAGCAAGAAGAUAG
Kwoniella shivajii is the source of this 777-nucleotide messenger RNA. RefSeq lists its product as uncharacterized. Gene Ontology annotation, molecular function: deSUMOylase activity. Lineage: Eukaryota; Fungi; Basidiomycota; Tremellomycetes; Tremellales; Cryptococcaceae. Gene Ontology annotation, biological process: proteolysis; protein desumoylation. Gene Ontology annotation, cellular component: nucleus. The record is from RefSeq and is a predicted model, not a curated record. The transcript has 5 exons. Bases 1 to 777 code for a protein of 258 amino acids.